AGUAAGAAUUUCAAAACAGAAAGGGAGCAUUGUUUAUUUAUCCUUUGAAACAGCGAUUUCAGUGGUAGGAAGUAUCAUUAAGUUAUGUCUUGAAAUGAAGCAGGGUUGUCUGUGUCAUUUUUAAGCGUUAGCUACCGCACCUGUCUUUUCUUUGUCAGUGUCUGUCACAAUGUAGGAUAGCUACAUUCACUGGGUCAUCUAGCUAACUUUGGAAGAGCUGAAAGUAAUGUACAGUAGCAAGACUAACUACUGGUGUCGAGGGAUCUAGCUAGCCAGCUAGCGUGCUAGGUACUUUCUAACUGAACUGACUACACCUGUUUCGUCCAAGAAGUUGGCUAGCAGGCCAACGCACAGUGUUCCAUAAGUAUUGUCGCCAGAUGUUGUUUUAAACUAUUGCACAAUGAAAAUUCGUUCGUCUGUUUUCGCCUCUCUCUGCCUUAUAUUUGAAAUUUUUGGCAUUGCGCUUUUCUUAAGAGGAUUUUUCCCGGUUCCGGUCAAGUCGUCAUUUUCGUCGAAGAGUAAACUGUCCGAUCUACCUGCAGAGCCGCUAACAGGAAACAGCCCCAACUCCUCCAAAGUCCCAACGUCCCUCUUCAGAAGGGUGGUGAUAGUGGUGAUCGAUGCUCUCAGGGAGGACUUUGUUUUUGGGCCCAGGGGGCGGCAGUACAUGCCCUACACUCGGAAUCUGGUGGAGCGAGGCUCCUCCCUCAGCUUUGUGGCCAAGGCACGGCCUCCUACAGUCACGAUGCCUCGCAUCAAGGCGCUGACCACUGGCAGCAUCCCUGGCUUCAUUGACGUGGUGAUGAACCUGAACUCACCAGCACUGCAGGAGGACAACAUCAUCUGGCAGGCUAAGGCUGCAGGCAAGAGGAUCAUCUUCUAUGGGGACGACACCUGGGUGCGCCUCUUCCCCAAGCACUUCAUGGAAUAUGACGGCACCACGUCCUUCUUUGUAUCUGACUACACUGAGGUGGACAACAAUGUGACACGUCACCUGGACAGCACCCUGAAGCGCGAUGACUGGGACAUCCUGAUCCUGCACUACUUGGGUUUGGACCACAUUGGCCACUUGAGCGGUCCCCACAGCUCGCUGGUGGGGCCCAAACUCCUGGAGAUGGACCACAUCCUCAAGAGGAUCCAUGCCUCCCUCAUCUCCAGGGAGACUGAGGGGAGCUUGCCCAACCUGUUGGUCCUGUGUGGGGACCAUGGGAUGUCAGAGACCGGCAGUCACGGUGGGUCAUCUGAACCUGAGAUCAGCACCCCACUGGUGCUGAUCAGCCCAGCUUUCAAGAGGAAAGCGGGGAUGGAAACACCCAGCACAGUGGAACAGGUGGACCUGGUGCCCACACUGGCCCUGGGCCUGGGCCUGCCCAUCUCACAGAACAGCGUGGGCCGCCUCAUCCAGCCCGUCUUCCAGGGGACAUCCCUCCGGGACCAGCUCCGCUUCCUCCACCUCAACGGCUUCCAGCUCAGUUGCCUGCUCAAGGACAGCAUGCCUGCCUUCGAGAAAGAGGAAGGCUACGAGCAGUUCCGUGUGGCGGAAAAGUCCCAUGGGAGCUGGAUGAAGCUGUACCUGGAGGGGAACACGUCGGAGGUGCUGAACAACAUGGGCCGGAAGGUGCUGAAGCAGUACCUGGAAGCCCUGCAGGCCAUGAGUGCCGCCCUGAGCAAGCAGCUGGGGAAGUAUGACAUCUACUCCAUGGUGGUGGGCAUGGUCCUGGUCCUCCAGGUGCUGCUGCUCCUCCUGAUAGCUAUGCCAGAGGCCCUGAGCAGCAGUGCAGAGGUGGAGCUCCCCCUGGCCUCCGCCCUCCUUUCCUUACCCUUCUACCUGCUGUGCCUCCUGUGCUGCUCCGUGCACGUGCUGGUGUGCACGUCGGCUGAGGGCUCCUGCUACCUGUGCAGCCUGUCGUGGGGCCUGGUCCUAGUGGCCACUGCCUUCUCCUGCGCCUUGCUGUGCAUGCUGCUCUCACUGGCCAACCAGAAGAUGUCCCCGGGGAGCAGGCCCACAGGAAAGAGCUCAGGUGACUCCUGUUUCUCGGAGCUUGACGUAUUGUUGCUGAUUGGGACUGUGGGUCACGUGAUCAGCCUGGGCUCCAGCAGCUUCAUUGAGGAGGAGCACCAGACCUGGUACUUCCUGCUCAACACGCUCUGCCUGGCCGUCUUCCAGGACGUCUGCCGCAAGUAUUUCCAGGAGAGGCGGGGCACUGGGGAUGAGGGCUCCUACCUGCCCUCGAUGGAGGGCCCCUCAGCGUCGCUCUCCCCUGUGGGGGAGCUCAGCGUUGGCGCAGGCUCAGAGAAGUGGCUGGCCCUGGCCACGCCCCUGCUCACCCUGGCCUGCUGCCGCCUGCUGCGCUCCCUCAACCAGACCGGCGUGCAGUGGGCACACCUGCCUGACCUGGGCCACUGGCUCAACAGCCAGGAGCAUAAGGCGGAGCUUUCCCUGCUGGCAGCUGCCUCAUUGGUCCUCAUGUUCUUCCUGGUGCAGCGUCGCUGUUCCCUUGUAUCUAAGAUUGCACUGGCCCUGGGCCUCCUAGGUGUGUACAGCUACCGGGCUGCUGUGGGCAACGUGCUGUUCCCAUGGCAACCAAAGGAAGGACGAGACCUCUCCAAAGGGACAGUGGAGGCCCGCUUUGUCUACAUCUUCGUGCUGGGCAUCCUGUUCACGGGUGCCAAGGAUCUGCUGCGCUCCCAGGUUAUCAGUGCCGAUGCACGACUCAAGAGCAGGGGCUUGUGGGAGGUGUACAGCGGCGUGGUCCUUCUGUGCGCGCUGGUCCUCAGACCCCACAACCUGCCAGUGCUGGCCUGCUGUCUACUGAUCCAGACAGCUAUGGCCCAGUUCAUCUGGAAGGAGCUGCAGUAUGACGCCGCACAGACGACCAUCAUGCACUACUGGUUUGGGCAGGCAUUCUUCUACUUCCAGGGGAACUCCAACAACAUCGCAACGGUGGACAUCUCAGCCGGCUUUGUGGGUCUAGAGAGCUACGUGGAGAUCCCAGCGGUCUUCCUCACCGCAUUCAGCACGUAUGCCGGCCCUCUGCUGUGGGCGUGCCAUUUGGUCUGCUACCUCACCUCUGAGCGCCAUAGCAGGAGUGCAGCCUCCCUGGGCCACGGCUGUUACUGCUUCGCCUUGCUUCGCUCCGUCCCUGUGGUGGCCUACAUCCUGCUGAUCACUGCUCUGCGCUACCACCUCUUCAUCUGGAGCGUGUUCUCUCCCAAGCUGCUGUACGAGGCUAUGCACAUGCUGGUGACCGCCAUCGUCUGCAUCUUCUUCACUGCCAUGGACCAGAAUCACACCACCCGGUCCUGAGCCCUGCCGGGACGAGAAGUCAGCAGGAAGUGCACUCACCCCCUCUACUGCACCAGGGCUUAGGCUAUGAAGGAAUCCGCUCAUUAGCAUCUGGCUGUGUCAUUCCCAUGGGAGUUACAUAUUUUCUUUUCCCAGAAUGCUUCACUGCAGCAAAGUAACUUGCAGUGUAGACAGAAUAUUUAUCAUUGAUCAGCUUCAGUGCUGGGGUGAGUUUAUCUAUUCCUGUUCUGUUUUUGUUCGGAUUACUGAAAUGGGAUGUAAUGUUUCCGUGCAUAUUAAAUAGGAUGUGUGUCUGCUGUACCAGGGACUGUCACAUGGAAAUAAAUAGCUCUUUAUUGGCAAAUAAUGAUUAAUAUUUGGUAUUAGAUUCAGGAGAGUGAGGAUUGUUCUCUGGGAGUUUAAACAGAAAAAGCAUUUUCCUGGAUGUAACAAGCAUUUAUCAGCUUCGGCCACUUAAUCACUGUGCUCGAUGCUUCUAGUUAAAAUGC
Molecule: messenger RNA, 3795 nt
Organism: Megalops cyprinoides (Indo-Pacific tarpon)
Lineage: Eukaryota; Metazoa; Chordata; Actinopteri; Elopiformes; Megalopidae
Gene: pigg
Product: phosphatidylinositol glycan anchor biosynthesis class G
Exons: 13
Coding region: 401-3307 (968 amino acids)
Biological process (GO): GPI anchor biosynthetic process
Cellular component (GO): endoplasmic reticulum membrane
Source: RefSeq, a predicted model, not a curated record